Molecule: messenger RNA, 815 nt
Organism: Labrus bergylta (ballan wrasse)
Lineage: Eukaryota; Metazoa; Chordata; Actinopteri; Labriformes; Labridae
Source: RefSeq, a predicted model, not a curated record
AGUUCUGUGACUGCCCUCCCCUUAACAUCUAAAGGAGGAUCUUGACAAUCCGAGAGUAACUGUCAGCCAAACUGUUUCAGCCAAACAGCGUCACCCUGAAAACAAGAAGAAUGUCGAGCUCUCUGGUCGUAUGUGAGGUGGAUGAAAGUCUGAAAAAGAAACUGGAAAAGUUCAGAUUCCGAAAAGAGACGAACAAUGCUGCCAUACUAAUGAAAAUAGACAUGGUGAAACAGCUUGUUAUCCUCGAGGAGGAGUAUGAGGACAUCUCACUGGAUGAGUUGAGAGAUGAACUUCCAGAGCGGCAACCCAGAUUUAUGGUCUACAGCUACAAAUAUGUCCAUGCAGAUGGCAGAGUGUCUUACCCUCUUUGUUUCAUAUACUCCAGUCCAAUGGGAUGUAAGCCAGAGCAGCAGAUGAUGUAUGCAGGCAGCAAGAAUCAGCUGGUCCAAGCUGCACAGCUCACCAAGGUCUUUGAAACGAGAAGUGCUGAUGAGUUGUCAGAGGAGUGGCUCAAGAAUCAGCUGGCAUUUUUUCGCUGAAUCUCAAUCUGAGAGAUCUCCAUUACUUUCAGUCUUUCCCUUUGUAUAGCCUGGCUAUUAAAUAACAUCCUGUGAUAAACUCUGUAAAAAUAGUUUUUUGUCUUUUUUUGUUGUUGCAUUGAAUAGUAAUUAACUGCAAGUAGUAUUAGAAUAGAGAUCAGACAGUCCAGCACAUCUCAAGGUGAUUGUAAAAUUAGAUGUUACAUUGAUGCUUUUACUUUGUGGUUCUUAACUUCAUUACAAAUAAAAGAAAAUAAAAAAGCCUUUGACAAAUGA